GAGUCUCGCUCCAUGGCCCAGGCUGGAGUGCAGUGGCACGAUCUCAGCUCACUGCAACCUCCACCUCCUGGGUUCAAGAGAUUCUCCCGCCUCAGCCUACUGUGUAGCUGGGAUUACAGGCAUGCACCACCACACCUGGAAUUUUUGCAUUUUUAGUAGAGACAAGGUUUCACCACGUUGGCCAGGCUGGUCUUGAAUUCCUGACCUCAGGUGAUACACCUGUCUCAGCCUCCCAAAGUGCCAAGAUUACAAGCAUGAGCCACCUAGCCUAGCCCAUGAUUUUUUUUUUUUUUUUUUUUUUUUUUUUUUUAGGAGAUGGGAUCUAGCUCUCUCGCCCAGGCUUCAGUGCAGCAGGGUGAUCAUGGCUCACUGCAGCCUUGAAUUCCUAGUCUCAAGUGAUCCUCCCACCUCAGCCUCCCAAAUACAGACUGUACCACCACAACUGGCUAAUUAUUUUAUUUUUUAUAGAGAUGGGGGUCUCAUCUUGUUGCCCAGGCUGGUCUCAAACCCCUGGGCUCAAGCAAUCUUCCCACUUCAGCCUCCCAAAAUGCUGGGAUUACUGGUGUGAGCCACUGCACCGGCCAUGAUAGAUUUUGUGAUCUUGGAGUGAUCUGAUAUGUAAGUGGAAGGUUUAAGAAAACUACAAAACUACAAAAUUAAAACUAUCCCCUCCCAUGGAGAUAAAUGGCGCUGAUGGUUGCACAGAAGUGUAAAUGCACUUAGUGCCACUGAACUGUACACCUAAAAAUGGUUAACGUGGUAAAUCUUACUUAUAUUUUACCAUAAUAAAAGAAUCAAUGAGCAAACUUUUAAAAAACGUUCUCUUUGAGUGGAUAAAGAAAAUGUGGUGUGUGUGUGUGUGUGUGUGUGUGUGUGUGUGUGUGUGUGUGUGUGUAUGAAUAUUACUCAGCCUUGAAAGGAAAUGAAGUACAGAUGCAUGUUCCAAAGUGAAUGAACCUUGAAAACAUGCUAAGUGGAAAAAAAAACAAAACACAGACACGGAAGGUCACAUAUGAUAUGGUUCCCUUUCUAUUAAGUAUCCAGAAUAGGUAAAUCCAUAGGGACAGGAAGCAGAAGGGUGGGGGCGGGGGGAAUAGGAUUGACCGCUUAAUGGUUACGGGGUUUUCUUUGCGGGUAAUGAAGAUGUUUAGCACUUAGACAGAGGUGGUGGUUGCACAAUGUGCAUGUCUAAAUGCCAUUAAAUCACACAUUUUAAAAUGGUUAAUUUUAUGCUAUGGGAAUUUCACCUCGACUUAAUAUAUACUCAAUCCCCUCCAGCCGACACACCUUUGGCUCAGGCCUAGGCUGCUCUGCCAUCUGCCAAGUGUGGCUUGUGUAACACACAACCUCUCUGGGCCUCAAAGAGGGCGAAGAAAUCCAUCCUCCCCACAGGGGUAUCUCCAGAAUCAAACGAGAUGAAGUGAGGUGAAAGCGCUCUGAGGGGCAGGACGCUCUGCUGACACAAAAUGUUUACCCAUAACACGUGGCUCAGAGUCCCUUACCCUCUAGCUUGGCGGGAGAGAGAAGUCUGCUCUCCCUCCCCCACACCCCAUCCCCUGCUCAUCCCCUGCCAGCCACCCACCACACCCUUCACGCAGAGAAGUAUAGAGCCACAGGCGGAGGGCGCCAUUCUUUCUCCCUCCCUACUCAGGAAUCUCCCUGAAGCUUUGACAAAGCCCCCUUGACACCCCGCAUUCAAUCUUAUUUUUAUUUUUUUUAUUAACUCUGUCACCCAGGCUGGAGUGCAGUGACCUGAUCUCAGCUCACUGCAACCUCCGCCUCCUGGGCUCAAGCGAUUCUCCUGCCUCAGCCUCCCAAAAUGCUGGAAUUACAGGCGUGAGCCACCAUGCCUGGCCAUUCAAUCUUUUCUUUCCCAGAUUCUCACCUCCAAUCACAAGAUGAAGGCAGGGAGCUCACAGCCCUGUGAGGGGCUGGGGAGAAUGGCAGGGGUGGGCCAGAGUUAGUAAAAGCCCAACUGAUUUUCAGAUUUAUUUUGGCCCUCCCCUAUACCCCCAUAUCCAAUUUCACUCUAGUAGGAAUCAAGACAGGGGAGAGAUGGAUUCCAAGCUGACUUAGGGAGAGGAAAAUACAUAUAUAUGUAAAGCAUUUGCCACAGGCCCCACCUGAGCUAAGCACUCUCCCUCCCUCAACAGCUCCUUUAAUUCUCAAAGCAUCCCUUUUAGUAGAUAAUAAACCCCACUUUGCAGAGGAGAGCACUGAGGCUAAGGAAAGAGGUAAAUUCAUUCAGCGGGUGAGGGAGGAGUUGGGAUUUUAAUGCUGGCAGUAUGACCUCCCCGCCACUGGCACACCGGGUCUUUUGCUGGGACGUCCCCUGUAACCGGAUUGGGGGAAUGCAGGAAAAACCCCAGCCCUCCCCAAAGAGCCUCAGCAGUGACAGCUACUUCCCGGAUGAGAAGGGCGGCCGUGAAGCCAGCAGGGAAGCCAGCCCCACAGCCAAGGGCACCCCAGCCUCCUCACAGCUCCCCAUAGCCUGGACCUGCCGGCCCUCCCUCCAGGACCGAGGGGCUCCCAAGGGAAAUUCAGGUGAGUGUCACCUUCUCCCAGGGAAGAUGGGAAUCAGGGCUUGGAGACAACUGGCUAUCCUGCGUGAUCCACAGGUUUUCCUAGGGAUGAAUCAGAUGUGUGUGGUGUGCGCGUGUGUGUGUGUUCCACACUCACGGUCCAAAUAACAAGACAGAAAAAGAGCAAUGAAGAUCUGUACAAAAGGGCCGAGGAAUGAAGUGCCAAGUGCCAGGAGAGAGGUGGAGGUUGGAGACCACCUACAAAUGGCAGGUGUGGGGGGAUUGAGGGAGUUGUUGAGGGGGAACUGGCUGGGGGUGGGAAGUAAUGUUGGUGGACACCAACAGUCCUGGCCUCUUCCAGCUGAAACCCCUUAAGAAAGUAUCUCUGCCCUUGGGUCAGAGCUAGCAAGUGAGUUGUGUAUUAUUUAUUCACAGUUUGAAAGCUAAACUUCCCUUUCUUGCCUUGUCAGCCCCAGAAUCUUUCCCCAAAGCCGGGACUCCCUCUGGCCUCUACCUUGAGGACACAAGGCUCUCGAGGUCUGCUUUCCCUUCCAACCCUCCUUUCAUCCCAAUAGGCGUGUGCUGGUCCCAAUGUCAGUGAAACCCAGCUGGGGGCCCGGCCCCUCUGAGGGGGUCACCGCAGUGCCUACCAGUGACCUUGGAGAGAUCCACAACUGGAACGAGCUGCUUGACCUCUUCAACCACACUUUGUCUGAGUGCCACGUGGAGCUCAGCCAGAGCACCAAGCGCGUAGUCCUCUUUGCCCUCUACCUGGCCAUGUUUGUGGUUGGGCUGGUGGAGAACCUCCUGGUGAUAUGCGUCAACUGGCGCAGCUCAGGCCGGGUGGGGCUGCUGAACCUCUACAUCCUCAACAUGGCCAUCGCGGACCUGGGCAUUGUCCUGUCUCUGCCCGUGUGGAUGCUGGAGGUCACGCUGGACUACACCUGGCUCUGGGGCAGCUUCUCCUGCCGCUUCACUCACUACUUCUACUUUGUCAACAUGUACAGCAGCAUCUUCUUCCUGGUGUGCCUCAGUGUCGACCGCUAUGUCACCCUCACCAGCGCCUCCCACUCCUGGCAGCGUUACCAGCACCGAGUGCGGCGGGCCAUGUGUGCAGGCAUCUGGGUCCUCUCAGCCAUCAUCCCACUGCCUGAGGUGGUCCACAUCCAGCUGGUGGAGGGCCCUGAGCCCAUGUGCCUCUUCAUGGCACCUUUUGAAACGUACAGCACCUGGGCCCUGGCGGUGGCCCUGUCCACCACCAUCCUGGGCUUCCUGCUGCCCUUCCCUCUCAUCGCAGUCUUCAAUGUGCUGACAGCCUGCCGGCUGCGGCAGCCAGGACAACCCAAGAGCCGGCGCCACUGCCUGCUGAUGUGUGCCUACGUGGCCGUCUUUGUCAUGUGCUGGCUGCCCUAUCAUGUGACCCUGCUGCUGCUCACACUGCAUGGGACCCACAUCUCCCUCCACUGCCACCUGGUCCACCUGCUCUACUUCUUCUAUGAUGUCAUCGACUGCUUCUCCAUGCUGCACUGUGUCAUCAACCCCAUCCUUUACAACUUUCUCAGCCCACACUUCCGGGGCCGGCUCCUGAACGCUGUAGUCCAUUACCUUCCUAAAGACCAGACCAAGGUGGGCACACGCGCCUCCUCUUCCUCCUGUUCCACCCAGCAUUCCAUCAUCAUCACCAAGGGGGACAGCCAGCCCGCUGCAGCAGCCCCCCACCCUCAGCCAAGCCUGAGCUUUCAGGCACCCCAUUUGCUUCCAAAUACUUCCUCCAUCUCUCCCACUCAGCCUCUUACACCCAGCUGAGGUAGAGGCCAGGCUCCUCCAACAGUGAAGGAAAAGGCACAGGAGCCAUGCAGAAAAAAAGGUGAAAUAAAUGGAAGAGAUAGCCAUGGACUCUGGAUCUUUUAAAAAUCUGCACUUCCAGCUGGGAUUGGGAAGGGAGCUGAGGCUAAAGAGGUGCUCAGCAGAGGAAACUAGACACAUUCAUUUCAUAAAUCACUCUGACUGGAAACAGUGAACUGUGCAGGAACCUCACAAAACUCCUUUUGUGUUUGUGAGCUUGUUGAUCUUCCAGCUCACUAUGCAGGUUAUGCGGACAAGAGGCCAGAGGCCAAGGAACCAGGCGGCCCCAGCAGGACGUUCCCUAGCUGUGCAUCCUAUGCACAGCCAUGAUAAGUGAAGGGGGAUGGGGAUGGCAGGGGUGGGGGCGAAGCCAAGGUCUGAGACCUGCACCCUGCAGCUGGGUCAGCAGGAUGGUAUCUCCACCCGUGGCCAUCCAGGAAACACAGCUCCAUUUCCUUGCUGACACCCUCCUCUCCCCGUCGUCCAUCCUGCUCCCUCCCCACAAGCAAGAGGAGCUGUCCCAGAGUCAGCUCCUCAUAGCUGACCUCUUCCCAGCUUCGGAUCUAGGAAACUUCCAGACUUCUAGGGAGACACAGAGCUACCAGAAAGCCCAACCCACCCCCAUCUCUUUCUCUCCAGAUCAUAGGAAAGUAUUAAGGGAUGUCAUUCCAGGAGCAGCCCUUGGGACAGCCAGCAGCAGGUGCUGACAGAUGCUCUGUCCUUCACCCUCUGUCCCCGGCACCAGAUGGGGAAGGCCACAGUGGAAACUUCUCAAUUCCGUCACAGGGCAGAGCUCUGACACUGUUAUAAGUCAGUUCUCCCUGGCCAUAUCUUUUCAUAAUUUUCCUGUCCCACAACUUAGGUUCCUUAACACUUGUUCUACAGAUGAAACAAAAAAGUACUCUGUUAACAAGUAGACCUUCUGGAAAAGGAUCACUUAUGUUUGGGAGACUAGGACCCUGUCCAUGAAGAACUCUGAAGUAAAGCCCUAAGAACAGGAUCUAGUUUCCUCCUUCCAAUUCCACGUCCUUUGCCUCUUAAUCCUGCCCGUGGUGAGGGGACUGGAUGGAAUCACUGAUAGCCUCUUCACCAUCUCCUCUGUCCUGCUUAAGUGCUCCAUGUGUCUGGAAUGUUUAACUUGGAGUAACUACUCACUGACCUGGAGACCACCUGUUCGGCUUUGAGAAAUCAGAACUGUUCUGUGGCUGCACUGACCGCAUGCUCCAAUUGCAUAUGCACCCAGGUUUGUCAGGAGCAUGGAAGGAAACCUGCAUCUCCCUGCUCACUGAGCCCAAACCUGAAAGGGUCUUAAGCUGCAGACAGCUUCUCAGUAGCACAGAGCUGAAGGCUUUUUGAACCAGGAGUCUGGGUUGUGGCUUGGGUCACAGUAAGGGCUUAGCCUACCAAUGCAGAAUUCACAUUGAAAAAGACUUUCCUCUCUUGUCCCAACAUAAAAAAGCAAGCCAAGAUCUGAUGUCCAUAUCACUGUCUCCUCUGACUUGGGCUACAGGAGUUUCCUGAAGGAAACCAAACUUUACAUUUCUGUCACAUUCCAGAUCACCUUAGAGGCCACGCUCCCAAGAUUAGUUAUCACCCUGGCAGUAUGAAUACCUCCCUAAGGCCUCCCAUCCAUGGAGGGGAAGAGUGGGAACCAGCUAUUAUGCUCAGCAUCUACUGAGCACUGAUGGGAGUCCCGCCUGGGCCAUGUGCUCUGGGGCCAAAUGGACAUCACUCCCUAACUUCUUGAGGUCUGUCUCCUCUGUGGAAACACCCAUGUAUCAACCUCAUUAAACUAUGCCAAACUUUUGCCUCCUCCCUGUUUCAAUCCGCCUCACUCCACUCAAAGACACACCAUGUCCCAACAAAUCAAAUGGCAUUGGCAAGACAAAUUGUAGCCAAAUCUCUCACUCAGUAACGUCAGUCCAACUAGACACGGGCAGGGACCCACCACUCUCUCUGGGCUGACGGAGGAUCCUCUCAGGGAUACCCCCUGAAAAGGCUGAGUCUUUGACUUAAUUUCCCACUAAAAACAGGUCAACAAGUUAAUCCUGGGGAAUUCCAGCUACAGGAAAGGAAAAUGUGCUACCUGAAAGAAUUCUGGCAUCUGCUGGGCAGAAAUGUGCUGCUGAAAGGGUGAUGAGCCCAGAUAUUCUGAACUCCAGGUAUGAACAUAUUCAUAGUAGGUAGGAAGAGAACUCUCAUUUCAAAUUUCUUUUUUUAUUCUAAAUAAAAACCACACUUUGUGCUGAACAAUGGAAUAUAAAAGAAUCAGAUGUACAAUGAUUUUAGACAUCUACUAUUUGGGGAAAAAAGUUUACAAAAUAUACAAAACUUUACAGCAAUAGAUAGUAAACACUUAAAUAUUAGGAGGUCAGUACUUAUUAAUUUAAUGGAGGGAGUUAGACGUCAACAACUCUUCUCUGUUUCAUAAGAGACUUUAGCUAUUCAAGGUGGGGGCGGCGAGUGGAUUGGACAGGGGAAGGGUUUUAAAGAAACAUCAAAAUCGAGUUUCAUUUUCAUUCUGAUGUUAAGCUUAUGAUGCAUAACCACAUUGAAACUAAUGCUGUGCACCCUGCCUCCUGACUCAUUUGGUGCAAUAUUUAGGGAAAAAGAGUCCCAGAUGGGCACAGACCACCCCAUAGAGACCACUCCCAUACCAAUAAAUACAGUGUCCAUCUAGAAUUUGCUUUGGAAGUUAAGCAGUCUGGGGCUUGGGGAAAGGGGCACAGAAGGAGGCCAGAGGAGGAAGAAAAUUCAACAUUAGCAAAAACCUGUCUAGGAAAAAGAUAUUUAAGCCCAAAGGUUUGGCCUAGAGACAAACAGGUACUCACAGAUCAGAAAAGUAGAAUAUAAAAAAAAACUUUUACCCAUCCCCUGAUUCUUAGGGGUCACGUGGGCCUGACCCUUAUCCCACCUCCUUUCUUCCUAACUAGCCAUGGACUAUGGGAACUCCAUGGAGUCAUAAAAUUUAGGACCAAAUACUAAGGUUUAGCAGAGCUUCCUAGCGGGUGCUGUGGCAUCAGUGAGUCACCAGUGGGUCACUGGAGUGCCAGGAUACUAAUCUCUGCCUCUGGCCACAUGGAGCCUCUGCUGUUUAACCCCGGGUGCCACACAAGUAUUACCAUUUUCCCCUCAGAAAAUAAGCUGGGAAUGGCCUCAUAUUUGGUUUAAUGCUCUAUGACCACCACCUUGAAAUUCUUAAUAAUUUGUGAAUAAGAGGGCUCCACAAAUGAUGUAGCUGGUCCUGAGUACAUACCAAGAAAACGGGAGAAGAGGAUGUUCAAGGCUUAAACAGAACUUCAGAGUAACACAGGAGAAAGUACUAAACUAGGCUCCAGGAGAGAGGGAGCAACAAAAUCAAAUGAACAGAAAGUCAAAACAAUUAAAAAUGCAAAAUAAAAUGAAUACCUUCUACCAGGUAUCCCUGGGUGCCCUCUGCAACAAUAUAGUGUUUCAAGCAAAACCAUUCAGAAGAGGGUGAGCUAGAGGCAGAGGAAGCAGACAUGACUUUGGUGGGGUGGGGCGAAACAGGAAGUUCAGGUGUGAAUACAGGGGUCACCAACGGGGAGCGGGUUUGGUCAACAAAUCUCAUGAGCUACUGAUCCUAUGACAUAUCUGACUGGGACCAACUGGGCCACCCUGAUCAAUCUGAUCAGCCCCAGGGGGAUCGGGGAUGCAGUUUUCUGUUUCGUGUUUCAAGGAUCUGCUUUUUGGUUUACUGGCAAAAAGGGAAAACUUCACAGUUUCAGGUUAAGUACACAGACCACGCAGCAUCCAUGAUGCCCUCUGUUAAGGAAAAAGGUUUCUCCAGCACAUUUAUCUGCUCUCAGCCACUUGGCUGGUUCCUGUAAUUACCACCUCUCUCACGCCAGCGUUUCAAAAAUCAGUCCUCACCAACAGUCUGGGAGGGAUUGCUCGUGCUUGAAAAUGUAGCAGACACUUGACUGUAGUCUGUUACACAUUUCCUUCUUAUAUUCUAAUGGUCAGUGUGAGUAAGAAAGGGAGAAGCCAGUCAGCAAUGAAGAGUCUCAACACUGCUUUCCUGAUGAGGAUGUCCUGAGGGGACACUGAACAAGGUGGGUUUAGAUGGUCAAAGAUGGACCUUUAAACUGGCCACUGUACAAGUCCCUUCAUCUAAUGGUCACCCCACCAGAGAGCCAUGCACUCCAACUCUGAGGCUUUAUCAGUUCAGGGCUGGGGAGAAGCAGCAGGGCCAACAAGGAUGGAGCUUUGGUUUGUCUGACAUCUCAAUAUAAAUAAAGACAGGAGGCUUCCAAACUGUGCAAAUAGGUCAUUCAUGUCACUUGUUCCCCUCAACCCUGUCCCCAAUCUACUCCAUCACAGGAUGGAAGGGGGAUGAAAGGCCUGGAAUUUAACUGUCCCGAACUUUCUAGAACAUACACCCAUGGCCUAAAGUGUUCCCUGGGCUUAUUAUGCUAGAGACAAUCUGGAGAAGAAGAAAAGAAUUUGCUUAAGGGCUUGACACAUCUUCCCUUAGUUAUACCCCUGGUUCUCCAAAUCUCUGGUCAAGGCUGUUCUCUGGAAUAUGGCUACUUGCUGGG
This is a messenger RNA of Pongo pygmaeus (Bornean orangutan), 8929 nucleotides long. It is a transcript of the gene ACKR5, whose product is annotated as atypical chemokine receptor 5. Gene Ontology annotation, molecular function: G protein-coupled receptor activity. Bases 3114 to 4328 code for a protein of 404 amino acids. The record is from RefSeq and is a predicted model, not a curated record. Gene Ontology annotation, cellular component: membrane. The transcript is spliced from 2 exons. Lineage: Eukaryota; Metazoa; Chordata; Mammalia; Primates; Hominidae. Gene Ontology annotation, biological process: G protein-coupled receptor signaling pathway.